CCAGACAAGGUAACAAAAUACAUUAGUAUUUUUUCCAACUCAUUUGUUUCAGCAGAUUGUCACUUCGUCUUAACAGCCGACAGCGGAACAAUUCACACUCCAAAUUUUCCAGAGAAACACCCCAACGAUAUCACAUGCAUCUGGAACAUAAAAGUUCAACCUGGACACUUCAUUUUACUUUCCUUUCACGUCUUUGAUCUGGAAAGUUAUAGGGGAAAAUGCAUUGAUCUUGUGGAGGUUAAGGAUGGAGGUAGACAAACAGACGAACUUCUCGGUGAGUAUGCAGGUUAUACGCUGGGGGCAGGUGUCUCUUGACUGCAGCAAUUAUCGGACAGCACCAAGCAGCUAGCGCUAGGAGUAAUUAAGAAUACGUAUCGGUGUAUCUUUAUGGUACAUGUACAGUUAAAGGUGAGACAUUUAUACGUUUUGGACCAAUACAACUGUCCUUCACUCAAUCUCGCAAAAACACCUUCUAUAUUUUGUUUGUUUUUGCAUGAAAACUAUUUUUCAGCAAAAACCGCAGCCCCUUAUGGCGCGGUGAUUUUGGUUACAAUUUUGAUCAAUAAGGUAGUAAAAACGCAAACAGACACCACAUAACAGCUGAUGAUUAUUCCCAAAUCUGUGUUUUUUAAGAGUAUUGCUAUCGUCUUAACUGUUUCGAUUUUCAUUGUAUUAAAGGUAAGAUUCGUGUCUUUAUUACAUGCAGGUGCUUUCUGUAACAUUAAUCAGCCGCCAAACGUUAUCACUUCCAGUAAAAAUGAAUUGAGGCUUUGGUUUUAUUCUGACAAGACUGACGCUUACCAGGGAUUCAAUGCUUCAUACACAAGCCAAUGGGAGCAAGGUACUAGCGACCAAAAUCAUGAUACGAAAAGAAUACAGGAAUUUGCAAACCCUAGACGUAAUGUUUUUCUACAAGCUACUGAUGUGGUUUACCCGGCCUAAAGUGAUAAACUAGCUGAUAAACAGACAGAAACCCGAAAUUCGCAGAGAGUUUCUCCAACUUGAGUUGAGCUGACAGCAGCGUAUUAUCCGGUGAACAGUCAUUGUUUAACCGGAUUUAAAUACUGAGCAGUAAAAGCAAUUACAAAUUAACCAGAAAAAAAAUUUAGGUUUUAAUAGGAUGCAAAAAUACGGGGAGUCAAUUUGUAUGUUGGUUGAAAUAAUUGAAAGUCACCUUCCAUUACCAAGUAUCCUUUGCUUUAUUAACAGGUUGUGGAGAUUUUUUGUCAAAAAGUUCUGGAAUGAUUUCAUCUCCUCGAUUUCCCGAUUAUCCAUAUCCAAAUUCCAUACAGUGUGACUGGACCAUUAUUGUACCACGUGGUAAAUUCAUUCGUCUCGCUUUUUCUACGUUUGAGGUCGAAUUUGAUUGCAACGACAAAUGUUGGUGUGUAGAUCGCUUGGAAUUGUGGGAUGGACCCGAAUUCAAUGAGACCAAGAUAGGGAGGUAAGAGGCAAGCUUGUUCCCAGGGUCCUUUAACCCUAACCCUUAUGGGUUACUUGGCAGAUUGUUCGAAAUGAACAACCCUCCACCCCGCCAAGUUAAAAUUACAUGACGUCAUUGCAACUGACCAAUAGAGAAUCGUCCUUUAGGCAACCACGCAACAUGACACAGAACCGAUAAUAGAUAAUAGAUAAUAAUAAUAAUAAUAAUAAUAAUAAUAAUAAUAAUUAAAACUUUUAGAGCGCUUAUCCAAUCCUGCUCUAAGCGUUUUGCACAACAUUCCAAACAAUUUUUUAUAGGAAGAGGGUCAUGUGUGGGGGAUUCGCUCUCUUCCCUCAUUCUCUCCCAUAAGAAUAAAGCAGCUGUCCAUGGCUUCUUCUGUCGAGAUGAUGAAGUGGCUACGCAGCAUGCGUUAAGGUGGAUUUCUACUGUCGCGUUAGUUUCUCUUGCAUACACACGUAACUUUUACGAGCGUAAAAACAGAGGCAACGUAUGAAAGGUCGUGCGUAAACGUAAGAGUUGCACCUCGCUCAACUUUCACGUUUACUAUUUACACACGUAAAAUUUACGUGGGUACGCACGACAAAGUUAUACCCAAAAGUGGAAAUCCACCCGAAGUUACUGCGGUUCACACGGAGGUUUUAUCGAUUAAUGAGAGCCUUUUAUUUUCCUCUUCAGUUUAUGUAGGUCUGCUUUUCCACUGAUUAUGUCAAAAAGCAAUCGGAUAAGACUGAGGUUUAUAACAAACGCAGAAGGACGCUUUAAAGGUUUCUCGCUGUCAUUCACCACCUCUAUCACUCCAGGUGUGUGAAACACUUUUUGUAUUAUAUUUACUAUACUGUGGACCUCUUGCGCUCAAAAUGUACUUGGUACUAUAUAAGUAUAUAUCUUAAGACUAUUGGUGUAAGCAAUUACCUAAAGAAAGCGGACACUUGUCUCUGAUCCAAGAGUGUCCGUCUCAGGCCGCCUUGACAUCAAUGCCAACAUGUACAUUUGCGUUUUUCGUCCACCCACACGAAAAACGAUAAACCGGUUUGUUAAAAAAGCGACACUCUGGGAAUCCUUAUCUUAUAAACCUGCGUUUUUUAUCCCCGAAAAAGAGCCGUUUAUGUGAGAAUAGAGAACAGGAUAAAAACAGAGACAACCAUCUCCGUUUUCAAACAGUUUACAUGAAUAUCCUGAUGCAUACGGGCGGGGUCUCAGUGUUUGAAGUAAUAACCCUGGAUUAGAGUGUCCGGCCGUAAAGUAUAUAUCAUCCAAGUAUCCUUGAGGAAUUUGACUGAAUCCGCUUAUAUAUAUUAGGUUUCGGAGGUUUUAAAGAACGGUCAUGUGACUUGUUUCAAGAGCAAUUUAUAUUUGUAUUUUCAGAUUGUGGUGGAGAUAUUUCAGGAUUGAGUGGAAUAAUUACAUCUCCUAAUUAUCCCGAGUCAUUUCCCGCGUUUACCGAUUGCAUCUGGCGUAUUAAAGUGCCAGCUGACCGAUACAUAUCGUUUAGAUUUGAGGAAUUCAAAGCCAUCGACGGAACCAACCCCGAAUGUUCAGCUGACUCUGUUGAAGUGAGGGAGGGCUACUCGAAAAAGGCUCAGGUUAUAGGUAAUUAAUGCUACUAUAAAUGAUUUUAAGGAUAUAUAUUAUAAAUAAACAAAAAUUAAUGUAGCUGUCGUGGAACAUUUUUAUCUGACAUUCAUAGGCUUGAGAAGCAUAGUUUUCACAUGAAUAUUUAAUUUGUUUGUCUGUUUGUUUUUUAUCCUACGCAAGGUUUGUUGCAACAACCGCUACAAACAAAAGUGGUUGAAAAAUAUUGAAAUUGCCACGGAAACAAAUAAACAAAUCCACCGCUAUAACACCACAGAGAAGACUAGGUUUAACAAUAAAAUAACAUGACCUCAUGCAAUUUCUAGUUGUCAUUUUUAACAUACACGUAAGUAAACCAGGAACUGAAUGACGUGUAGGAUAAAAGAUUUCUCAGCCAUUAAAUCUUUUUUUUUUCAGGACGUUAUUGCCUCCAGAGCAUUCCUCCUGUUAUAGUAAGCAGGGGCCAUGAAUUGUAUAUACACUUCAGAGCAAGAAGCAAAGCUAAAAGUAAUUUAACCAGACGAUUCAAAGGAAACUUUCUGUCUCAUACAACAGGUACAGACAUGCAUUAUCAGAAUGGUGAUUUUUUUUUUCAUCCGACUACCACCACCACUACCAUUACCAAUAUCACCGCAACCACUUCAAUCUACUACCAAACAGUUUUUGUUUUCUUAUUAUUGCACCUUUAUUUCUCCUCAGCAUGUAAUGAAUCUAUUGGUCUUCAGGACGGAAGGGUGAAAAAUUCUCAGCUUUCUGCCUCCUCGUACUACACUCUAAAACUCGGCCAUGGACAGUUGUAUUUGUAUCCUCAGUAUGGACGAAUAGAAGGUUUAUAUUUUUGGUGUAGUCAGGUGAGAGGCCACCACCUUCACUUUCCAAAUACAUAUGGUUUAUUUAGACACGGUAAAAUCAUAAGUUUAAAAAAGGUAAAGCAAGGUAAAAUAAUAAAAAGACAAUAACCUUAGAUACAUAAGUAACUGGUUUACACGAUUGCCGUAUGGCAAACUGACCGAAAAUCAAAAAGCUUACCGGUUUUUAUUCAUUGAGCGAGUUUAUGCUUCGUCUAUUUUUCGAUAAGUCCGUUCCAGAUCUUGGCACCCGGCUAUAAGAGAAACUUCCCUUCAAGUAAUCAGUACCUAUUUUUGGAAGAGAAAGCUUGAAAUCAGCGUUUCUUAAAUUACACAAAGUGUGGCAGGAUAUAAAGAGAUUCUGCAGGUGUAAAAGGCACGCCCAUCGAGGGCCUCAAACACAGUUAACAUACAUUGCUUUCUGUUUUUUGUGACGCACUCCAAGGGCCGUCCAGUACUAUGUUGUUGUUAUGAAUAGUGUCUUGUCAAUACAAACGCUGUCAAAACUAAAAAAAGAUAUGUAAUUUGUUUAUCUCGUUUCCGUUUUUUGCAGUUGCAACAGUCAAAGAACACUGUCAGAGAAUACUUUCAAAUCGACCUCCUGAACUUGACGGAAGUGACAGCCAUUGCUACACAAGUACGUAGUAAUGAAAAUGACAUAAAACUACAUUUCUAAUAGUUAAUGAAUACAUUUCUUUAGGAAGUGUGAACAAGUCUAAUAACUCUAUUCAAAUACCUCUCUCAUCCCCUAGUGAGGGCUACACUUCCUUAAAAUUUGUUUCUGAAUGUUAUUUCGAGUGUGAUGGAGGCUUUUCACACCAAAAGCAUGCUAUGUCAGCCUCAAACUCACUGCGACAAAAGGGUUCAUGUAAUGGCAAUCAGGUCCCCUAUCACUGCACGUGAAUUGAGAAAGGUGAGGGCUCACAGUCUAUUAUUUAAAAUGUCAUCCUUUCUUACUAUUACUUUUACUACUAUUUCUUCUUAUUACUACUUAUAAUCUUCCGUAUCAUUCGUAGUGACUUGACGUCUUUAAUAAUGCCAUAUCAAUAUCUAGGCUUAGACGAAACAGUCAUUGAUGUCGAAUGAAGUGAAGAAAGGGAGUCCCUUUCUCCCCUCUUUUAGGGUCACCACUUACAGGGCUCAAGUUACUGGGGAUACGUGUCAAGUUAUGAAGUUCAGUUCAAUUACAACAGAAACCAAUGGUUCGCAUACAAUGCUGAAAACAGUAGCAGACUGGGAUUUACUGUAAGUUGGUUAUUUCAUAUUUGUUUGGCUUUCUUUCUUACGCAUGCCUUAACAUUUGAGAAGGACAUUCAAUUUAAGGACGUGCACUUCUCAAGUAAAGAAUAUGCCUCUUCUCAGAGUCUCUUCUAAAAACCUUCACUAAGCGCAGACCUUAAUAGUUGAAAUAUAUACUCAGUAUCAGACCAGUGUGGCACCUUUUUCUGGGCCGCCGGGGCAGAUGGCUUUAUGGCUUAAAAGGAGAGUGUCUCCUAGGGAACUGAAAUUUACCAGAAUCCUGCUCAGGUGCGAGCAAUUUUGAUAAACAAGACAGAAGUACUCAUAAGUGGUUUGAUCAUAGCCUGUCCGACACUGACUGACAGCCUGGCUAAUUUGAUCAAGGUGUUAAAAGAGCUUUUUUCUCAUUUUAAUUAACAAUACUUACCUAUCUUCAAUAUCAGGAAUUUAAGGGGAACACAGACGUCGAAGGAAUAGUUAUAAACGCUUUCAAGUCUCCCAUUUUGGCCAAAAGGAUUCGAAUUGUCCCGACUGGUUACCAAAGCAACCCAGUCCAACUCAUGUGUCUACGGGCUGAACUAUAUGGCUGUACGUAUGAUCUAGGU
This is a messenger RNA of Porites evermanni, 5708 nucleotides long. The record is from the annotation of a GenBank genome assembly. NCBI's taxonomy places the organism in Eukaryota, Metazoa, Cnidaria, Anthozoa, Scleractinia, Poritidae.